UUGGGCCCUAAUUGUUUUAACUUAAAAAUCCGACUGUUUUUGCGAAGGUAAUUUAUUAGUUAGUUAGUUCCAAGUGUCUGCACUUAAACAAUCAUGGCCACCAGUUUGACUGACCAAGAAAAAGCACAACUUCGAGAUGUAUGUUCAAGAAUAAUUAAAUCCGGGCAUGGAAUCCUUGCAGCGGAUGAGAGCACUGGAACAAUGGGAAAGCGCUUGGACAUGAUCAAGGUGGAAAACAUUGAAGAAAACCGACGCCAGUACAGACAAUUGUUGAUGUCUACCAACGCGGAUAUUUCGGAAUAUCUUGGGGGAAUCAUCUUGUUUCAUGAAACUUUGUACCAGAAGGAUGAUAACGGCAAACUUCUCAAAGAUCUCAUGGUAGAAAAAGGCAUUGCUAUCGGUAUUAAGGUUGACAAGGGAGUUGUGAAGCUUCUUGGAACAAAGGAUGAGACAACAACUCAAGGCCUCGAUGGAUUGGGUGAUCGUUGCGCCCAAUACAAAGCCGAUGGAUGUGACUUUGCUAAGUGGAGAUGCGUGCUCAAGAUAACGGACAGCACUCCUUCACAGCUUGCUAUCGAUGAGAAUGCAAACGUGCUCGCACGAUAUGCUUCUAUCUGCCAACAGAAUGGAAUCGUCCCAAUUGUUGAGCCAGAGAUUCUUCCCGAUGGAAACCACACACUAGAGAGAUGCCAGGAGGUCACUGAGAAGGUGCUUGCAGCAUGCUACAAAGCAUUGAAUGAUCACCAUGUCUACUUGGAGGGAACACUGCUUAAGCCAAAUAUGGUGACAGCCGGUCACGGCUGCACAGUUCAAUAUACACCAGAGCAGGUGGCAGUUGCAACUGUCACAGCUCUGCGACGUACCGUACCACCAGCCAUGCCAGGAGUUACCUUCUUAUCUGGUGGGCAAUCUGAGACAUCUGCCACCGCCCAUUUGAAUGCUAUUAACCAAGUGAAGGCUCUCAAACCAUGGGCCCUGUCUUUCUCUUAUGGAAGGGCUUUGCAGGCAUCUGUAUUGAAGGCAUGGAAAGGCAAGCCAGAGAAUGUUGCCGCUGCCCAGGAUGCUCUUAUGCACCGAGCUAAAAUGAACUCUCUCGCAGCCAUGGGAAAAUACGAGGCCAGCAUGGAAACAUCAGCAGCUGAUGCAGGUUCUCUUCACGUUGCAAACCACCAAUAUUAAACAACAUUAAUGCAGUCGUAUUUACCGUUAAUUAGUUACCCAGCUUUUGGUGCAAAGUUCACAUUAUGUUGUUGCAUGUAAUGUGUCGUAAAUUCAAUAAAUUACCCAUAUAUCUUGCAAAAUA
Ciona intestinalis (vase tunicate) is the source of this 1303-nucleotide messenger RNA. Lineage: Eukaryota; Metazoa; Chordata; Ascidiacea; Phlebobranchia; Cionidae. The record is from RefSeq and is a predicted model, not a curated record.